Molecule: messenger RNA, 1440 nt
Organism: Naegleria fowleri
Lineage: Eukaryota; Heterolobosea; Eutetramitea; Acrasida; Naegleriidae
Exons: 1
Coding region: 1-1440 (479 amino acids)
Biological process (GO): translational termination
Molecular function (GO): translation release factor activity
Source: RefSeq, a predicted model, not a curated record
AUGCUUCCUCGGUCAUUGUUGCUUGGCAACAGCUCCACUUCUCGCUUCAAGAGAUUCAAUCCAUUAAAAUUUAUUCUCGCUUCUCAUCGGGAUUGUACAUAUCAACACAGCAUGAAAUAUUUAUCAAACAAUUAUUCUUCCUAUUUAUUUAAUAAUUUUUCAAUUCAUUAUGUUCCGACGAUGGCAAGACAACAGCAAUAUCACACCACGCUUCAGCCUCUUAACAAUUAUGAUGAAGAGUCCAAUGAUGCUAUCGGAAAGUACACAUUUAAAGUCAAUCAACAAGUUGAGCAAUAUUUAAAGCAAGCCAGACAAAGACAUCAAGAGCUCUCCAAUUCUGUCUAUUCGGGCCAACCAACAAAACCAACACAAUUUGUUGAACUGAAGUUUUUCACUAAAGUAACAGAAUUAACUGAUAAAUAUGAAAAUUUGAAAACACAAUUAGCACAACUCGAAGAAAUGAAACAAACAGAAACAGAUCCCGAAUUAAAACAAAUGGCAAAAGAGGAUUAUAUUGAAACAGAAAAGGAAUAUUUGAAAAUUCAGGAUAAUUUAAUUGGAGUGUUACUGAAUGCUCCUCAAUUAGAUAGCAACGAAGUUCAAAUUUCUUCCAAUAAUAACGCAAUUAUCGAAAUUAGACCAGGAACAGGAGGCGAUGAGGCUUCUUUGUUUGCAAUGGAAUUAUUUAAAAUGUAUGAAAAGUAUGCCUUGGCUAAAGGUUGGAAAUUUGAAGUAUUGAGCUUGAGUGUAAACUGUGGAGGAGAAGGGUGCAGAGAAGGAAUUGCGCUCAUUUCAGGUUCAUCGUACGGUGGAGAUGAUGACUCGGCAUUGGGUGUUUACGGAAGUAUGAAAUUUGAAAGUGGUGUUCAUAGAGUUCAAAGAGUACCAGUUACAGAGUCACAAGGAAGAGUUCAUACAUCGUCUGCAUCAGUGGUAGUUUUGCCAGAGAUCACUGAAUCAGACAUUAAGAUCAACUUGUCAGAUGUAAAAAUUGAGACAAUGAGAGCGAGUGGAGCAGGAGGACAACAUGUGAACACCACAGACAGUGCCGUGCGUUUGACUCACAUUCCUACAGGUACAACUGUGUAUAUUGCCGAUGAAAGAUCACAACAUCGAAAUAAGGAAAAGGCCUUCAAAAUUUUGCAUUCACGACUUUUCCAAAAACAACAAGAAGAGAAAAUGCAGAAAAUGACAUCUGAAAGAAAGGAACAGAUAGGAAGUGGAGAUAGAUCUGAAAAAAUUAGAACCUACAAUUUCCCUCAGGACAGAAUUACAGAUCACAGGAUUUCCUAUACUCAAUUUGGUUUGGAUAAGAUGAUGGAUGGUGAAAUAUUAGACUCGUUUGUUGAAAUGCUCUCAAAGCAACAGAAAAUGCAACAAUUCUCAGCCAUGUUCGAAAAACAAGAGACUGUCCAGUCAAAACCGGCUAAGAAGAAAUAA